CUACGGUCGGAGGCAGACGUUCUCCGUUCUCCUGCCCUCUCAGCGUCCUCUCCGCGCCCCACACCCCCCCUCGCACACUUUCAUGACCCCCCUCACGUGUCUGUGUAGGAACACUUGGCUGAGAGCUGUGUUUAUCCGCUACUACGACCUGUCGCCCCACGCGGACAUCUGGGUCACGUGACACUGAAACUCGAGGACGUCCCCGUCUUGUUGUGGUAUUGUUGACAGUGUUGACGCAGAGCAUCACACAGCCAGGAAAAGAGCGCCCAAUCAUCUAGGUAGAGCCCGGAGCUCACACCACCAAGGUAUAGAGCCCCCGGAGCUCACACCAUUGAGGUACAGAGCCCUGGAGCUCAGAUGGAUGCGGUGUGUGAGCGCGUGCGUCGCGUCGCCGUCAUUAGUGAUGACGACCACAUCGUGCCUGACUGCGACGACCACAUGAGCGACUCUCACGACCCCACCGCCCUUCCCUGGGCCUCCGUCUCCGCGGAGCUGGAUAAGUACCUGCCCAGUCUACCAGAACAGUCGGUUCAGCCUCGACGCGACUCAGCCUCCCAGAUCGACGAGUUUUUCGAGGGCGAGGUGGAUCCCAAUACGGUCGGCUGGGUGGGCGGCCGACGAGGGGCGACCACCACCACCUAUGUCUCACCCGUCAGCCGAGACCCCCACGACGAAGACGUAUUUAUCAAGCCCGAGCCCAUCCCUGUGGACUCCAAGUUGACUAUGUGGGAGGACGUCACCUCCUCCAUCAGGCACCUAGACCCUGAGGCACAGGACUCCUCCCUGGGGGGUCACCUGGGGGGCAUGAGUGCCAGGGGCUACCACCACAUAUCUCAGCCCCACACCAACACCCACGUCAAGCUGGAGGAGCCCACGCUGACACAGUGCCACCUGUCAGGGGAGCUCCCUAAGUUAUUGUCCACUCCGUCGCCUCCCCCGCCCCUGAUCAUGCCACCUCGGCUGCCGUCCCUUUCCUCUACGCCCACAUCCGCCCACCCGGCCUUUAGAUUCCCCUCCACCCUAGGCCAGCCUACCAGGCUCUGUAUGCCGCCCACGCCGCCCGCGUCUGACCAUGGGUCACCAGCGGACCUGCACUUCCGUCGCACUCCACCCCCACCCUACGUGGUCCCUCCUUCACCCACGUCCAGCGCGGGCGUGGGUGGCAUCGCCGUGUGCACCACAAGUAUGGGUGGCGGGAGAAGUAUGGGCGGCCAACCCCUCAUGUUGUCCUCACCGUCGCUGCCCUCCACACUCCUCAACGACUCCGGUAUGGUCAAGUACUCCCGCAGGAACAACCCGGAGCUGGAGAAGCGACGCAUCCAUCACUGUGACUUCCCAGGUUGUACGAAAGUGUACACCAAAUCCUCACACCUGAAAGCCCAUCAGAGAAUACACACAGGUGAAAAGCCGUACAGGUGUCACUGGCCAGAGUGUCAGUGGAGGUUCGCCAGAUCAGACGAGUUAACGCGGCACUACAGGAAGCACACGGGAGCUAAACCCUUCAAGUGUAAGGUGUGUGAGAGAUCCUUCGCCCGCUCUGACCACCUCGCCCUCCACAUGAAACGACACAUGCCCAAGUCCCAGAAAUGAAUCAACGACAACAGAAAUUUGGCGACGAUUUUCUUAACAUCAGAACGUAUCUGACGAUGUGCUUUGUGCAAGAAGAACGACCAGUGACUUCAUGGUAUCCAGGAAACUCUCCCCCAAGUCUUGAGUAUUGCUUCUUUCAGCGACAAAAAAAAAUGUGACGGAAGGGAGGGGCUGCGUUGUGCUCGACCAUCACCCUUCAGUGGUAUCUAUACAGUGAAAGCGGGCAACAGCUACUGGUUAGGUAGGACCUUGAAGAUGAAUAAGAUGUGAUGGGUCGACUCUUGUUGUGAGGAGCGUCACUUCCAAGGGCAUAAUCCUUAGGAAACAUAAAACAUUCAAAUGCCGUCCUUUUGGAUUCGAAGAAAGCAUUUUAUAGCAUUUUAUACUUAUACAUACAUACAUAUAUAUAUAAAUAUAUAUCUAUAUUUUGUAACGGCUUUUUCGUAGUAUUUAAAGAAACGUGAGUUGAUAAGUCUUCUAUCGCCUGUGAACUGUGACGUAUAUUAUACAGUGCUGUUGACCAUUGACCUUCAACACACACACCACACACACUUCGAAUGAACCAUAAUACAUAUGCUUCGUGAGUUCGAAUCUCUCAUUUUGCUCACAGGAUACGAACACAUAACAGACUAUCGCGAAGGAACCUUAUUAAAGUGACUUCAUUAGUUCGAAUCUGUUCGUGAACCAACAGGCAGACUCAUCAAGGCAGACUAUCGUAAUCGAAUCCACUCUCUUGUAAAAUGAUUCGUGGGUUCGGAUCUCCCUCUUUUGCUCACAGGACACAAGGCAGAUUAUCCUGAAUGAACCCACUGAGACAUGAUUCGUGGGUUCGAAUCCACUAGAACGAGCUUAAGAUUUAUUAUUGUUACGGUAUCAGUGUUGAUGUUUACGCAAGACGCUACACAACACGACCAUCCGUAUCUAAGUUAGUCCACCAAUGCCGAGAAGGACUUUAACUUUUAAUGAGUAUAUAUGUAUCCACUCAUACAUGUACAGUGUGUCCCAAAAGUUCGUAUUUACAUAUCGACGAAAAGUGGAAUUCCUUUUUUAUUUUGUAGGAGUCGGUUCUGAUCAGCACAGGGAUUGAUAAAUAUUCAAAGAGGAUUAGACGGAAGAAUUAUAAUUGACAUCUGUGCAUGUAAGUCUAUAAGAUGGAAUAUUUUGAACGUUUUGAUGAAGUAGAAAGUAAACAGUGAAUUCUGUCUUAUGUAUAUGAACUUUUGGGACACCCUUUAUAUCCACCAUAUUGAUAAAACACUCAUUCAUUGUUUCAUCUCUAAGUACGUGAAUCUGAUAAAAUGUUCAUCCGUUUUUUUUCCAUCACUGAGUGUUCAUGUUCACGUUCAUUUUCCACAGUGACGUUCAUUAAUUUUAUUUUAAUACUCUCCCUCCCUCCCUCCCCACACUCAAGGCCAGGCAUGUUCUGUCGAUUUUUUCCAAACUUGACCUUUGAGAUAUUUUUACUCAGCGCUUUUUGGUUCCGUGUAAGUUUUUUUUAAAUAGGUAUAAUUGAAUCUUUGAGACGUCUUUUUUACCGAAGUAACACAUAAAUUUUCCAUAUUAAUUAAAUCGAUGAAGCGCGUGAAUCACUCUGCUUGUCGAAUCUUUGAAACACGUGACGCACUCUGCUUGUCGAAUCUUUGAAACACGUGACGCACCCUGCUUGUCGAAUCUUUGAAAUACGUGACGCACUCUGCUUGUCGAAUCUUUGAAAUACGUGACGCACUCUGCUUAUCGAAUCUUUGAAACACGUGACGCACUCUGCGUGUCGAAUCUUUGAAAUACGUGACGCACUCUGCUUGUCGAAUCUUUGAAAUACGUGACGCACUCUGCUUGUCGAAUCUUUGAAACACGUGACGAACGCUGCUUGUCGAAUCUUUGAAACACGUGACGCACUCUGCGUGUCGAAUCUUUGAAACACGUGACGCACCCUGCUUGUCGAAUCUUUGAAAUACGUGACGCACUCUGCUUGUCGAAUCUUUGAAAUACGUGACGCACUCUGCUUGUCGAAUCUUUGAAACACGUGACGCACUCUGCUUGUCGAAUCUUUGAAACACGUGACGCACUCUGCUUGUCGAAUCUUUGAAACAC
Homarus americanus (American lobster) is the source of this 3681-nucleotide messenger RNA. Its product is annotated as dendritic arbor reduction protein 1-like. Bases 358 to 1590 code for a protein of 410 amino acids. Gene Ontology annotation, molecular function: RNA polymerase II cis-regulatory region sequence-specific DNA binding; DNA-binding transcription factor activity, RNA polymerase II-specific. Gene Ontology annotation, biological process: regulation of transcription by RNA polymerase II. The transcript has 4 exons. The record is from RefSeq and is a predicted model, not a curated record. NCBI's taxonomy places the organism in Eukaryota, Metazoa, Arthropoda, Malacostraca, Decapoda, Nephropidae.